This is a messenger RNA of Suillus plorans, 1159 nucleotides long. RefSeq names its product S-adenosyl-L-methionine-dependent methyltransferase. Gene Ontology annotation, cellular component: cytoplasm. Gene Ontology annotation, molecular function: protein-lysine N-methyltransferase activity. Lineage: Eukaryota; Fungi; Basidiomycota; Agaricomycetes; Boletales; Suillaceae. The transcript is spliced from 5 exons. Gene Ontology annotation, biological process: peptidyl-lysine dimethylation; peptidyl-lysine monomethylation. The coding region runs from base 1 to 717 and encodes 238 amino acids. The record is from RefSeq and is a predicted model, not a curated record.
AUGGACACAUCAGAGCUCGAGCCUUCAAAGCUCGGUACGAAAGAACAUUGGGAUAACGUUUACGAAGAAGAAUUGGAGAACUUCGGUGAAAACGGUGACGAGGGUGAAAUAUGGUUCGGCAAAAAGGCGAUGAAUGAAAUGAUCAAAUGGGUUAAUCGACAUGUCCCUUCACGCCCUGAUAUGUCAGUCCUGGAAGUUGGAAGUGGGAACGGUGCACUAUUAUUCGCGCUUGCGGAGGGACGUGGAAAAGCUUGCUAUCCAGCGCAUCGACUCCUGGGAAUUGAUUAUAGUGAAGGAGCCGUCCAGCUCGCUCAAUCGGUGGCGCACUCUCGAAAUCUUACGGCAGUUACGUUUAGAUUGUGCGAUUUCCUGCACGAGGACCCACCAUUACUCGCAGAUGAUCAGAAAGCUGACCAGAAUGGAGCUUGGGAUCUUAUCCUUGAUAAAGGCACAUACGAUGCCAUCGCCCUGAUGGAGAAGGACAAGAAUGGAAGGACCCCAGUAGAAGGUUAUCCGAUACGUAUCGCGAAGCUCUUAAAUCCAGGCGGGCAUUUUCUAAUUACAUCUUGUAACUUUACCGAUUUCGAGUUAGAAUCGAAGUUCAUUACCGAAGAAACCGGCCUGCAGUAUCAUUCUCGUAUAGAACAUCCAACUAUUUCAUUCGGCGGGAGCACCGGGAGUGCAUGUUCUAGUGUGGCAUUCACCAAAUCUGCGUAGUUAAGCAUUGUUAGAUUUUGGGGAUAUGGUCCAUCCCAGUCUGUAACGUCUCUUUUGCCACUGAACUAGCCCAAGUCAAGAACCCAUCCUCUCCUUUGAAUGUAUUAGACAUGAAGAAUACCAAUCCAAGGCCCAGGUUUUCGAUCCUGGAUGCCUUCAAGAAGAUCUCUUCGAGUGAUCCACGGUUCCUCAUGGAAGGAUAGUCUUUGGAGUCGUUGCUGAGCAUCGGUGAUGAAACCUGGCUAGCGAUAAACAGUUGUAUGAACAACUCUUUCAAAAAAGUGCGUGUCUGUGGCUUGAGCAUCGUGAAGUCUACAGGCUGUAAGAUCCUCGUUUCAGCAACUCCUUGCGUCAACUGUGCCCAGGCUCACCUUGAAGAUCGUCAGCGUACAACAAUCUUUGGCUAUCCACCAUGCGUAUGCUUUGGAGACGUUCUUCAUUC